Molecule: messenger RNA, 6325 nt
Organism: Oryctolagus cuniculus (rabbit)
Lineage: Eukaryota; Metazoa; Chordata; Mammalia; Lagomorpha; Leporidae
Gene: N4BP1
Product: NEDD4 binding protein 1
Biological process (GO): negative regulation of proteasomal ubiquitin-dependent protein catabolic process; negative regulation of protein ubiquitination
Cellular component (GO): PML body; nucleus
Source: RefSeq, a predicted model, not a curated record
GCGGCGGCGGGGCCGGGCCGGGCCCGCGGCGGCGGCGGCGGCGGCGGCGGCAGCGGCAGCGGCAGCAGCGAAGGGGUGGAGGACUUCUCCGCCCGCAGUUGCCACGCUGCGGUGGCCGUGGCGGGAUGGUGUAGCCGGGUCUGCGUGCGGGCCGGGGCGAGGCGGCCGGGAACGGCCGACGCCGCCUGAGGGGCUCGGGCGCAGCGGCAGCGCGCUGAGGGGGCGUCGCCGCCGCCGGUCUCCGGUGCUGCCGCCGCCGCCGCCGGACGCCGCGCCCGCCAUGGCGUCCCGGGCGGUGCUCGACGAGUUCACGGCCCCCGCGGAGAAGGCGGCGCUGCUGGAGCGGAGCCGCGGCCGCAUCGAGAGCCUGUUCGGCGUGAGCCUGGCCGUGCUGGGUGCGCUGGGGGCCGAGGAGCCGUUGCCCGCGCGCAUCUGGCUGCAGCUGCGCGGCGCGCAGGAGGCGGUGCACAGCGCCAAGGAGUAUAUUAAAGGAAUCUGUGAACCUGAAUUAGAAGAAAGAGAAUGUUACCCCAAAGCCAUGCACUGCAUUUUUGUUGGGGCACAGAGCCUCUUUUUAAAGAGCUUGAUUCAAGACACGUGUGCUGACCUCUGCAUUCUGGACAUUGGCCUGCUUGGCAUCAGAGGGAGUGCUGAGGCUGUGGUCAUGGCGAGAAGUCACAUUCAGCAGUUCGUGAAGCUCUUUGAGAGUAAGGAGAACCUGCCCAACAGUCAGAAAGAAUCAGAGGUGAAAAGAGAAUUCAGACAGUUUGUUGAAGCUCAUGCGGACAGUUACACGAUGGAUUUGUUGAUUUUGCCCACUUCUUUGAAAAAAGAACUUUUGACACUCACACAAAGUGGGGAGAAUCUAUUUGAAACAGGAGAUGAUGUUAUUGAAAUUCAAGAUUCCCAACAUACUCCAUUCACACAGAAUGCUGCCACAGGUCUGAGUAUUUCCAGAGAGGAAGUCAUUUUGCAGGAAGAGGCAAGAAAUAAAGCUGGUACUCCUGUUUCUGAACUCACAAAACAGAUGGACACAGUGCUUUCUAGUUCACCAGAUGUGCUUUUUGUUCCAGUAAAUGGUCUGACCCCGGAUGAAGAGGCACUUUCCAAAGACAGGGUUUGUCACAAAAGGAGGUCUUCUGAUUCCGAGGAAAGGCACACCAAAAAGCAGUUUUCUUUGGAAAAUGUUCAGGAGGGGGAGCUUACACAUGAUGGUCAGUCAGCAGCCGGGAGUGUUGUCAUUGACUUGUCCGAUUCUGAAGUUCUGAGUCCAGAUGUAAAAGACACUACUGAGGAAAUGGAAUACAACAUCCUUGUAAACUUCUUUAAAACCAUGGGCUAUUCCCAAGAAAUUGUUGAGAAGGUCAUUAGGGAAUAUGGGCCAUCUACUGAGCCAUUAUUGCUCUUAGAAGAAAUUGAAAAAGAAAAUAAAAGGUCCCAGGAAGAUAGAGAAUUUUCACCUGGCACUGUGUAUUCAGAGACCAACAAAACCAAAAAUAAGAGUGUUUGUAGCAGCAUGAAUGAACUUACAACAGAUUCCACUCCAAAGAAAACACAGACUCAAUCACAGCAAAAUAUGGGAGAAAAAUUUUCUCAGUUACCAUUCAAAGUAGAAACUAAACCUUGUACCUCAAACUGCCGAGUGAAUACUUUCAGAACAGUGCCAGUAGAGCAGAAACAUGAAAUCUGGGGUUCAAACCACAGCUACAGUGGCAACACAGACCUUGAAACUGAUGGCCUCUCACCUUCUGUUGCACCUUCAAGCCCCAAAGAAGUCAGUUUUGUUUCAAGGGGCACACCAAGUCACCAGCCCAGAAUUCCAGUUUUUCCUGAAAAUGGUUUGCAGCAGCAAGCAGAACCCUUGCUUCCAAAUAAUGUGAAAGCUGCCUGUGAGAAGCGUUUGGGAUGUUCUAAUUCCCCUCAGUCCAAGCCCAACUGCCCACCCCGUUCUCCCCCAAUGCCACGACCUCAUCUGUUACCUUCAGCGCCUGAUGCAAGGUUGGCAGGGCCUUCUGAGCACAUUGACUCCUCAGUUACUGGGGUUCAGAGGUUUCGAGAUACCCUGAAAGUACCGUACAAGCUGGAAUUAAAAAAUGAACCUGGGAGAACGGACUUGAAGCACAUUGUCAUAGACGGGAGCAAUGUUGCAAUUACCCAUGGUUUGAAAAAGUUCUUUUCUUGUCGUGGGAUUGCAAUUGCAGUUGAAUAUUUUUGGAAGCUUGGCAACAGAAACAUCACUGUGUUUGUCCCUCAGUGGAGAACAAGGCGUGAUCCUAAUGUCACAGAACAGCACUUCUUAACCCAGCUCCAGGAGCUUGGAAUAUUAUCUUUAACUCCUGCUCGGAUGGUCUUUGGAGAAAGAAUUGCUUCUCAUGAUGACAGGUUUCUACUACACUUAGCGGACAAAACUGGUGGCAUAAUUGUAACAAAUGAUAACUUCAGAGAAUUUGUGACUGAGUCAGUCUCUUGGCGAGAAAUUAUUACGAAAAGAUUGCUGCAGUACACUUUCGUGGGGGACAUAUUUAUGGUUCCUGAUGAUCCUCUGGGAAGAAGCGGACCUCGCCUAGAAGAGUUUCUUCGGAAGGAAGUCUGUCAUAGAGACAUGCAGCCCCUCCUCAAUGCCCUGCCGACCGUGGGCAUGUUUGACCCCAGCUUCAGAGUCCCUGGCACCCAGGCGGCCAGCACCAGCCACCAGCCUGCGGCCCGGAUUCAGGGAGCCCCUCCCAGCCACUGGCUUCCUCCGCAGCCCCGCUUCCCGCUCCUGGCGCCCCUCCCCAGCAUCCCGCAGAACCUGUCCAUGCCAGCACAGAGGUCUUCUGCAGAGACCAGCGAGCUGAGGGAAGCCCUCCUCAAGAUCUUCCCCGACUCCGAGCAAAGACUGAAAAUCGACCAGAUCCUGGUGGCGCAUCCGUACAUGAAAGACCUCAACGCCCUGUCUGCCAUGGUGUUGGACUGAAGGUGGCGGCAGCACGGAGCCUGGCCUGGCGGCAAGUACCGUAAUGUGAAGGACCCGGUGUCCCCGUGCACACGCACCUGUGCUGUACAGGGCAUGGAAGAGGUUGUGUGUGUAAAAAAUCUGGGUUUUCAAAACCAGCUUUUUUCUAUAUAUAAAUUAUGCUGCUAUUACAGAUUUAACCUUUUCUGUAAAAGGAAAGUCUACAUUUUCUGCCUGUUCAGAACUGUUUAAUAGCAGUUACUCUGGAGUGUAUUUACAUUUUUAUGUUUUUUAAACUAUUUUCCUUAAAGCUGAAAAUAUUGAUAAAUGGAUAUGGUUAGUCUUUCUAAUAAAAAAAAAAAAGAGCUGCUUUCCUCAGGAAAGCAGGACUCUUAAAGUCUAUUUUCUUGAGAUGACUCUGUCCCGUCCAGCACUGGGAAGUGUGCUGUCCCUCCCCGCCUCUGCCCUUCCCCCGGAGUUACACUUGGUUGCUCCUGUGGGGUCCUGGGUCACAGUCGCUCAUGGGAGUGGACAGGUGGUGCCACUAGAUGGCACUUUGUGCCUAGCCUUGUUCACGCCCAGGGCCAAGUUAGACUCAGAGAAUAUGGGGCUGGGAGAAGUCUUAGGGCUCCUGCUGCCCCACAGAAGAGGGAAGUGUGGUCCAGAGUGCCGUGAGUGGCUGCGCAGGGACCAGACUCCGGCCCGGAUCACAUCUCUGCCUCUGGAGGCCGCAGCGGGCGUGAGGAGGCUCAGGGACAUCUCAUGUCCACAGCCCUGGGCUGCACCUCCAUGUGUGGUUUGUACAGCUUUGCCAAAAACCACUUUCCCACUCUUGAAGUGACCCAAGCCAGUACAUAGCAUUAGUAGCUUCUGGGGGUCCCGGAGCCCCUCUGUUUGUUUUUCCUGUGUCUGUCUCUUCAGUGUUUCCUGGACAGCUCUUCCUGUGAGUCUCAGAAUUGGCAUCCUUGGAAUUCUCCUUCCUCAGUGUUUCUAAUCUCUGUGUCAGUGAAGUUCUUUUCCUGGGUGACUCAGCAUUUUCACCCUUCUCCGGACUUAAAGGGCUUAGUACCUUAUACCCGUGCGCCUAGCGCUGCUCACGGUCAGUGUCAUGUCUGUGCUGUGGUACGUGUCGUUGUCCUGGCCGCAUUGGUGGCGGCCGAGGCCGCCUGCUGGUCUGCUCUUCACGUUGAGGGGCCUGGUGGCAUCACGAGGCUCUCACCAGCAGUUUCCCCUGGCUUUCGUUUGGUCCCAGCACCCCUCAGGAGGUGGUUCCAGAGCCAUCCAGCUUGGGCAGCUUGGACUCCGGUCGCCUGUUGUCGGGUGCCUUGAUUAGGUUGUCAGCGGUGGCUUUGGGGCCCGUUGCCCAGUCAGUGGCGGUGCACGUGGAGUGGAAGACUGAGGCAGCCAGGAAUGGGGAUUGCAGCCCCUGCCCCCGUCGCUCAGCUUUCAGAAGCACAGCAGAGGCGAGGAGCAGGUUCGUGAGUGACCUUGACCUCGUGGCUCAGCGUUCGGCCAUGCACUGUUUGCCUCCUGAGAGGAGACAGCUGGGAGCCUGACCCCAGCAGCCAGGCUGAGGGGUGGACGUUUCCUAGGCUCUGGAAGUCACUUGACCUUUGACCUUUGAAUGUUUUCAAGAUCCUCUGAGAGACCUAGCUGCCCACUUAGCCUUUCUCAGCUAUGGCAAGGCAAGAAGAUCACUUACCCUUACAUGAAAGGUAAUGGACGGUCCUGAAAUCUGGGGCAUUUGAAUUUAGUAUUUAAAAUCCCACUUCUGAGACCAUUAAGGAAAGCAAAUGGCUUGUUCUCAGCGUCCUCCUGACACUCAGCUCUGUGCUGCUAGCCAGGUGUUCCUAGGUGGUCUGCCUCUGCCGUAGUGGCCCUGCUGCCGCCUGGGCGUGUUGGCCGGAACCUCCCCGUCUGGCAGCCAUUCCCACUUUCCCCACGCUAGCACAGGCAGACACAUCUGGCAGUUGGAAGGUCCUGGUGGAGCUGAAGGGGCCCUGGGUGGGAAGAGACCCGCCUGGUGCUGCCAUCCAGUGGCCUGCAUCUGAGCUCCUGUGGGCUGCCCGUGAGGACAGUUAGGGCAUCUCAGCCAUCUCGCGGGGCAGCCGUGGCGCCAGGACGCAGGCCUCGUAAGAGCAGGCUCCCAUGGGCCGCACCUGCCGAGUGCAGAGGAGGUCCCAUGGCCUCACCGAAGCCCAGGCUCUGUACCUCGGCUCCAGCUGCCUCCCCUCCCCUGCCCGGCCCUGGCGCAUCAGGAGCAGCGUGCUUCCCACUGCUGUCUCACCAACACUUCCUGUCCCCACCUGUCCUCAAGUCCUCCCUCCACAUGUCUCCCCACGGAGCUCACAUUACAAUAAAGUCACCUGAUUUCCUCUGAGAAUUGCGUUUGUUCAUUGGACAUACUUACCCCAACUUCCCGCCCUUCACUUCCCGUGGGAUCCUCCCGCCCUGCCACGGGGCAGUGGUCUCAGAAGCGUCGCCAGGGACUCCAGAGGCCUUUGGCGUGCACACCCAGCAAGCCCGGCGCCUGAUGCCUUAGAGUCCCCACAAGCCCAAGCCCUUAACAACCUUCUUGUUCUUAACAGGAGGUUUUCAGGCUGGGGGCCACCUGUAGAUCUGCUGGUAGAGAGGGCAGCUCCUGUUGAAAAUGGCCCGGGAGACGCGGGUUCAUAGCUGUGGUUGAGGCCUGGGGCUCUGCAGCAUCAGUCCACUGUCUGCCUGGCUCCAGCGACCCCAGAGUCCACAUUUUGAGAAAGUCUGUGCUUACCUUUAGGGGUCCCCACUCUUCCCCCUCUGUCGCCCCUCCCUCCUGCCCCACCUGCCCUCCCCGUGGCCCCUGCAUCUGCCUUGUCCCCUAGUCUCCUGGCUUUGCCAGGGGCAGUGGGCCUGACCAGCCAGGCCACCUCUCUGCUCCCCGCUCUCCCUUCCAGACACACGCACUCUGUGACCUUCAGUGGCCUUGACUGGAGCAUCAAAUCCAGGUGCCCAAGUUUUAGUGUGCAGGAAGGUCCACUUCCCAGCACACCUGCCUGCCUGCGUAAGUGCUCCCACACCACAGCCACACCUUGUCCCAUUACCCGCUUGCGUGGGCGUCCCUUGCAGAUAGUUCCCCCUUCAGGGGCCAGCCCCAGGUCCCCUCCAUGCCCUCACCCAGCGCUCUGACCAGAAGCAGCCCCGUGGUGUUCUGUGGCCCCACAGCACUUUGUGUGUUGCUUUUGGCACUUGCCAGCCUGGCGGUGUGGCUGCAGCUGCUCGUGUACUGUGUCUUAUCCUAGACUGUGAGCUCCUCGUGGGCAGGGACCGUCUGUGUUCACUCUGUAGCUGCCACGGCGCCCAGCACAGCGCCUUGCACUCGGUAGGUGCCCAAUAAAUGUGUGCUCAAGUGAA